ACGGUGUUGUCAGUGGAUUGGGGAGGUUUGAUGUAGACAGUUACAGCAGAGGAGUUCAGUAGGAAUUUGGAUUUUUUUAUUAAAAAAGCAUAUAAAUCAGUUUAAGAGUACUGUAUGUUCCCAGGCCUCCGAGAACUCCAGUUCGAAAGCGUUAGGGAGUUAAAACGACGAAUGGCGAGCCCCCAGAGUUGGGUGUGUUUCUCGGCGAGAAGUGUUACGUGAGCCCGGCGUCUAAUUUAGUGCGAGGCCUAGUUAAUCGGUUUUCACUUUGUUUUCAGUAAAAGGUGCCUUUAGCAAAGAUGGCGGAGUUUGCGUGCCUGCAGUUUGUGAGUUCGUUUGCAUUUGAAGCAAUGCAGAAGGUUGAUGUGGUAAAACUGGCAGCUUUGAGUGAUCCAGAGUUAAGGCUACUCUUGCCGUGUCUGGUGAGAAUGGCACUUUGUGCCCCUGCUGAUCAAAGUGAGGCUUGGGCACAAGACAAAAAACUCAUCCUGCGUCUUCUGUCUGGGGUUGAGGCUGUCAACUCUAUUGUGGCUCUAUUGUCGGUUGAUUUUCAUGCUCUGGAACAGGAUGCGACCAAAGAACAACAGCUCAGGCACAAGUUAGGUGGAGCAAAUGGAGAGAGCAUCCUAGUAUCACAGCUACAGCAUGGCUUAGCUUUGGAGUUUGAACAUAGUGAUUCCCCUCGUCGUCUCCGACUAGCACUUAGUGAACUGUUAGUGAUCAUGAACAAGUUGUCUGAUUCAAAUGGAGAAUUUUUUAUGAAGUCUUCAGAACUGUUUGAAAGUCCUGUGUAUCUGGAUGAAGUUGCAGAUGUGCUCUGUAUCCUUCAAGCAGAACUUCCAUCACUGUUACCUAUUACUGAAGUAGCUGAGGCAUUGCUCCAUGUACGAAAUGGAUCAUGGUUCAUGUGUUUGUUGGUGGCCAAUGUCCCUGACAGCUUCAAUGAAGUUUGCAGGGGCUUAAUUAAAAACGGUGAGCGGCAGGAUGAAGAGAGUAUCGGGGGCCGUCGCAGAACUGAGGCACUACGGCAGCUGUGCAAAAUGAAUCCUUCUCAAGCCUUAAACGUCAGAGCCAUGGUGGUGGAGGAAUGCCACCUUCCAGGUCUUGGAGUGGCCCUGACCCUGGAUCAGUGCAAGAAUGACGGUUCUGAAGAUACUGUGACUGAUCUGGUCUCCUUUGUUAGUGGCCUACUGCUGGGAACUAAUGCAAAAGUGCGAACUUGGUUUGGAAUGUUCAUCCGCAAUGGACAGCAGCAUAAGAGGGAACGCAGUAGCUCGGUGCUAUGGCAGAUGAGAAGGCAGCUGCUGCUGGAACUAAUGGCAAUUCUCCCAAUGGUUAGCAGUGGUCGCAUUGGUGAGGACACUGCAGAUACUGACAUGGAACCUAAUAUUUCGGUGUACUCAGCACUGAAAGAGGAAAACGUGGUGAAGGCUAGCGCAUUGUUGCGGCUCUACUGUGCACUCAUGGGAAUCGCUGGACUCAAGCCGACCGAUGAAGAAGCUGAGCAGCUUUUACAGCUAAUGACAAGCCGCCCGCCAGCAACUCCAGCUGGUGUCCGCUUCGUGUCUUUGUCCUUCUGCAUGCUGCUGGCAUUCCCCAGUUUAGUCAGUACACCUGAACAAGAACAAAUGACUGUAAUGUGGUUAAGCUGGAUGAUCAGGGAGGAGGCAUAUUUUGAGAGUACCACAGGGGUCUCUGCUUCAUUUGGUGAGAUGCUUCUAUUGGUUGCAAUGUACUUUCAUAGCAAUCAGCUCAGUGCCAUCAUCGAUUUGGUCUGUUCUACUUUGGGUAUGAAGAUUGCAAUUAAACCAAGUUCACUGAACAGGAUGAAAACCAUCUUCACACAAGAAAUAUUUACAGAGCAGGUAGUUACUGCUCAUGCUGUACGAGUACCUGUAACCAACAAUCUGAGUGCUAGCAUUAUUGGGUUCUUGCCUAUACACUGUAUUUACCAGCUGUUAAGAAGUCGUGCUUUUACCAAACACAAAGUUUCCAUCAAGGAUUGGAUUUACCGACAAAUGUGUGAAACGACAACCCCUCUGCACCCUCAGCUAAUUCCGUUGAUUGAUGCUUACAUCAACUCCAUUCUGACGCCAGCAUCCAAGGCUAAUCCUGAAGCUACAAAUCAACCAAUCACCGAACAAGAGGUCCUCAAUGUGUUCAAUGGCCUUACCUGGGGGGAGAACAACCGAUGUCGACAGAGGCACAGCAUCACAGCCCAGCUUCUGGUUCUUUAUUACACAUUGUCGUAUGAGGAGACUCUGCUCGCCAAUGUGAAGCCAUUAGCGGCAGUUCAGAAGAAGCCCAAGUCUUACUCUGCAGCACUGAUGGACCAGAUUCCUAUCAAGUAUUUAAUUCGCCAGGCCCAGGGGCUUCAACAGGAGCUUGGAGGCCUUCAUUCUGCAUUGUUGCGUCUACUGGCAACUAACUAUCCUCACCUGUGUAUGGUGGAUGACUGGAUGUGUGAGGAGGAAGUGACAGGCACAGAGGCACUGCUUUCCAGGAUGCUGCUGACCAGCCGGGCCAAACGCCAUACACCCAAGAAGCUGCAGGAAGCUUUCCAGGUGGCUUCUAGCAAUUACACUCAACUGAUGCAGACCUUGGAGGACUUGACACUACUGUCUGCCAGUGAGCUGAUCCCAUUUGCAGAAGCAUUGAUGUUGGAUUUGUAUCGGUUGCUUGAUGCAGAUGUUCCCCGACGAAUUCUCCAGACAGUCAACCAGCUCUGGAUGCUUCUCAACACUGUUAUGCCAAGGAGGCUGUGGGUGAUGACAGUGAAUGCCUUGCAACCAAAAACCAAACUGCUUCGCCAGCAGAAGUACACUCAGAAUGACCUGAUGAUUGAUCCGCUGAUCGUGUUGCGAUGUGACCGGAGAGUGUACAGGUGCCCCCCACUAAUGGACAUUACCUUGCACAUGCUUAAUGGAUACCUUCUAGCUUCAAAAGCCUACCUAAGUGCUCACUUGAAGGAGAAUAUGGAUCAUGACAGCAAACCAUAUCAGAAUAACACCGUGGGGGUAGUAGGGCAACCCGAAGCCCCAGAAGUCACAAGAGAGGAGCUGAAAAAUGCUUUGUUAUCAGCCCAGGACAGUGCAGCCAUUCAAAUUUUAUUGGAAAUCUGCUUGCUUACUGACGAGGAGCGAUCACAGAGUGCAGGAAAGUUCCUGAAGCUGCAGGACCAAACCAACAAUCUGUCUGAAUCUUUGGAGAAUACUCAGGCAACUUUACUGAGCAAUGUCCGCGAGGUGCAGUGUCUCAUCUGCUGUCUCCUGCAUCAGAUGUUUAUUGCAGAUCCAAAUAUUGCUAAACUUGUUCACUUUCAGGGUUAUCCAAGUGAACUGCUGCCUCUGACUGUGGCUGGAAUUCCCUCCAUUCACAUAUGUCUGGAUUUCAUCCCAGAACUUUUAGCACAACCACAACUGGAGAAGCAGAUAUUUGCCAUUCAGCUUUUGGCCCACUUGUGUAUCCAGUAUGCACUGCCCAAAUCUCUCAGUGUUGCCCGCUUGUCCAUCAAUGUCAUGGGAACAGUACUCACAGUAUUGACCCAGGCUAAGCGGUUUGCUUUCUUCAUGCCUACAUUGCCCUGUUUGGUUUCUUUCUGUCGAGCCUUUCCUCCACUAUAUGACGAUGUAACCUCAUUACUAAUACAGACUGGACAAGUAUGUGCCUCGCAUGUUGCUACUCAGGCACAGGAUAUUGACCCCAUCAUUAAACGUCUCAAAUAUCUAAAGGAGAAGACAGAAGUAACUCCUCCUGACCACUACAGCAGUUCAGGUCUGGAAAAGACUAAAAAGAGUCAGACAGCUGUACCAGUGUGUUUGGACCCGGAUGUGCUUCUUUGCCAGCGUGUUGAAGCAACAUUUCUGGAGAUAAUAAACACAGCUGUUGUUGGAGUUUAGCAUCAAAAUUGAGAAAGAUGUAUGUCAAAUAUAAAAACCAUUGUACCAUCUCACACAUGGUACUACCAGACUGUGGUGACAAGUUGGUUUUGAGGCAGUUGAAACUACAACAUUGGAUCUGGGGACUGAAACAGACUGCAGUAACAUCAAAAUGUGAUAAACUUCAUAAAUGUUGGCAGGUUUGAUGUGUCUCCACAGAAACGCCAAUAUAUGUUUUCAAAAGAAUUUUAUAUAGUUGACUAAUUCCUGACCAAACCACAGUUUAUUCCAGUUUUUAAAGAAUCCCUGCUUACACAAUGACCAUAAAGUUAAACUGUGAAUCUGAAAUGACCAUUUAUUCUUUCAUUUGCCUCAAGCUAUUCUUUAUCUACAGUACUCUCAAAGGACAUGGAAGUAAUUGUUUUCCAGCUGUACAGUUUUUAAACUUUUCAUAACAAUAUGCAUUUGUUUCGUACCAGAAGGAAGCUCAGGGGUUUGACAUAUUUUGGUAGAUCAUAACUGAGUGUGGGCGCUCCAUCUUGCCCUGUUCCUAUAUGCUGUCUUCGUGAUUCAUGUGCGAGGACACCCAGAUCUCCCAUUUCAGAAUUUUGCAGUUGGUUUUCCUGCAUCUUCUGACUUUGAACAUUUUCACUUAACUUCCUAAAAUUGGUACGUUAUUUGGGCUGGAUUCAAACAUUGUUGUACCAAUAUGCCACUCCUUUCAGGAAAAGUCCAUUGGACUCCAUGCCACAGUAGCAAGGGUAGUGUACUGCCUCUCAGCUACAACCCUGUGCUCCCCACUCAUUCUAAUUCCAAUGACUUCUUGCCUUUUCCCUUUUUUUUUGGUCUUUAGGUGCCUUGACACUGUGUUUUCAAUUUCUCUUGUUCUCUGUAGCUUCAUGUUAAUAGAUCACUGCCAUAUGCAUUUGUUGCUAUCACUAUGUACAAUGUUAUUUGCUUAUUCUUGCAUAUAGUGUCAACUGACACUAUCACAGACUUUGUUAGCUGUUCUUAAUCUGCUGUGGAAGCUAACAGGAAAGUAGUUGAUUUUGACUGCUAUUGAUCUGAAGCUCAAGCAAAGAAAAUACACAAGGGAGAGUGACUAGAACUAUAGUGAAGCUGUGCAUUGUGUUUUUAGAUGGUCUUUACUUUAUAACUGUUGCUUAAAGCAAAAUUCAAGUAAAAUUUGUAAGAAACUAUUUAAUAAAGCUUCAAAAA
Molecule: messenger RNA, 5096 nt
Organism: Stegostoma tigrinum
Lineage: Eukaryota; Metazoa; Chordata; Chondrichthyes; Orectolobiformes; Stegostomatidae
Gene: ints2
Product: integrator complex subunit 2
Exons: 25
Coding region: 300-3899 (1199 amino acids)
Biological process (GO): snRNA 3'-end processing
Cellular component (GO): integrator complex
Source: RefSeq, a predicted model, not a curated record